Molecule: messenger RNA, 1091 nt
Organism: Macadamia integrifolia
Lineage: Eukaryota; Viridiplantae; Streptophyta; Magnoliopsida; Proteales; Proteaceae
Product: cilia- and flagella-associated protein 298-like
Exons: 6
Coding region: 86-640 (184 amino acids)
Biological process (GO): regulation of cilium movement
Source: RefSeq, a predicted model, not a curated record
CUCGGUCUCGUCUCUUUGGUGAGAAGAGAAGGAGCGAGAGCAUAACUCAAUAGGAAGCUGGGCCAAACGGAAGAAUCGGACAAAAAUGGUCCGGAUUCAGGUGAAGUCGAAGCACAAGGAGGAUGAGGAAGAGUUGCAGUUCCUCUAUGAUUGCCCUAGCACCACAAGGAUCAAAGAGAUUGCCAGAGCAGUAAUCGAAAUCUCCAAUCUUCAAAUCAAGAUCAAUCGCCUUGCCCUAGCUCUUGAAUCAGGGCUUAUUCAACUUGGUGACGGCAAAGGGAUUGAUUCGAAUGAAGCUGUUCCUUUAAUGAGAGCUUUAUCAGAAGCCAAAGCCUAUGCAUCAAAGGACCAGGUUCUCCAUGGUAGAAUUUUAUCACCUCAUAUCUUGAGAGACCACAUUCAGACAAUAGAAAAGCAAGUCACGGUUAACAAAGCAGUGGGUUUGUCCGAUUUAACCCAAUUGCAUCAGCGACACUCCGGUUCCUGUACAGACUCAGAACUUCUGCAAGAAGAUACCACACAGCUUUUAUGGGCGGGGAAGGAGCUCAUGAAUAGUAAACGGUUAUGUGAUUAUGUUGGCGACAAUGACAAAACUAAGAUCAUGCUUAGAUUGCAGCCAUCUUGCUUGAGCUCUCCAUGAUGCUUUGAAAAAGAUUCCAAGAACAAAAAAGAGCCAUGAAGACGGGUCAACCGAAAGAGUGAAACCACUCAAUUAGAGUUGCACAAUCUCUUGGCAGUUACUCAUGAACAUGCCCUAUAAGUACACACCAGUUUGUUCUUCAUUUAUACGGCAUGCCUCACACCAUCUCUCUCAUCUUUCCUUUUCUUUCUUCUCUCUCCUCUGAUAGGAUAAGCUGCAGCAAGAAGAGUAAGGAUAGGAAAUACUGAAUGUGUGAUUGGUGUUGGUGAGGUAAAAGUCAUUUUAUUCCAUGUCGACUUCUUUCUGAUGAUAUUAGAGAAGUAAAAUAUUAUAUCUUGUGGUACCUUCAUAUGUAAUAUGUUGUGGGAAUACUGCUUAUAUGGAUGGUCCCCUAAACUUAAGAGCACAGUUACAAGGAUAUAAAAUGAACUGGUAAAAGGAGUUGCAAGGA